CCUCGUCCCACAGCCGCCACCCCAAACCCUCUCGCUCCCCCACUGGAUCCCUUCCGUGCCGCCCUGAAAUCUCCUCUCCUCUCAUAUCUGCUCCCGAAUCAAAUCCCCCAUCACCUCCGCCACCCCCACCUACCCCCACCGCCGGCGCGAGCCGCGAGCACGGGAGCGCGAGCGGAUCGAUGGUCGGCGCGGGAUCCUCGUCGGGCGGUGGCGGGGGGAGGGAGGGCGACUGGGACUACGGCGGGUGCGACAACCGCAACUAUGCCUUCCGCUCCCUGUACAACCGCUGCAAGCAGCUGCGCCUCCUCGUCGACCCCAACACCCCGCGUGACUCCAAGUGGCUCCCCCGCGCCGGCGACUGGAUCUGCAACGAUGCAGAUCUCAUCUCCUCUUGUUCUGCGCCGGCCAGACCAUGAACACUUCAAGCGGAAGGAUGCAUGAUGGGCUAGACGACAAGGUGGAGAUCCUGGACACACAGAGGGGCUACCAAACCGGUGCUGCAGCAACAACGACUUCGCAGCCCAUACAGGAGGUGGACUGCAUACAGUGCCUUGUUAAAUACCACCAUUCUACCCUGCUUUGCAUUCGCAUUUUCAUUUGCUGUCUUUUUGCCACCAUAUGACAUCUUUAAAACUGCUAAGAGAUUCAAACUAAGAGGAAGUCGUGUUCAGUUUCGGUUGGCACUAUGAUAUCAAGUUUCAUCAUGUACUGUUGGUGUUGGUUUGAUCAAAUAAACAGGGGAUUUAUUUGCAGUGUUGUUCUGAUGUGCCAGCUCAUACAACAUGCAUUAAGUAUACAGUAUCUUCCAAUUUGAAUCGAACUAGAAGUUAAAUUACUAUUACGUCUCACGUGUGCCUCGGCUGUCAUUUACUCUAUAGAACUAUUAUUAAUUGGCCCUGAUCUGACGCAAUGUUUUCUG
Messenger RNA from Triticum dicoccoides, 919 nucleotides. RefSeq lists its product as uncharacterized. Bases 180 to 416 code for a protein of 78 amino acids. The record is from RefSeq and is a predicted model, not a curated record. The transcript has 2 exons. Lineage: Eukaryota; Viridiplantae; Streptophyta; Magnoliopsida; Poales; Poaceae.